AUGGACACAAGAAAUCAUUCUUUGGUAACUGAGUUCAUCCUUGAGGGGUUAACAGAUGAGCCAGGACUCCAGCUCCCUCUCUUCUUCCUGUUUCUACUGAUCUACAUGGUCUCCAUGGUGGGCAACCUGGGCUUGGUCAUUUUAAUCAGGAUCAGUUCUCAGCUUCACACGCCCAUGUAUUAUUUUCUCAGUAAUUUGUCCUUCAUAGAUCUCUGCUACUCCUCGGUCAUAAUUCCAAAGAUGCUGGUAAACUUCGUGUCAGAGAAGAACUUCACUUCCUUUCCUGAGUGCAUGGCCCAGCUCUUUUUCUUCUCCUUCUUCAUUAUUAAUGACUCCUACAUGCUAACAGCCAUGGCAUUUGAUCGUUAUGUUGCCAUCUGUAACCCCUUGCUCUACACUGUUACCAUGUCCCACAGAGUCUGUUUCCUACUGGUCACCGGUGUGUAUAUAGUGGGGGCUGUUGGAGCCUUGAUUCACACCAGCUUCAUAUCUAGUCGCUCCUUCUGUGGCACUAAUGUCAUCCACCAUUACUUCUGUGACAUCCUUCCUCUUCUGAAUAUAUCUUGUUCAAGAGACUACACCAAGGAACUUUCAGUGAUGAUUUUGGUUGGAUUCAAUGUCUUUGUAUGUGUUGUAGCCAUCUUCAUCUCUUAUGCUUUCAUCCUUCCCAGCAUCUUGCACAUCCACUCAGCUGAAGGCAGAUCUAAAGCUUUCAGUACCUGUAGCUCCCACCUUGCAGCUGUUGGGGUUUUCUAUGGCUCCAUCAUCUUCAUGUAUUUUAAACCAUCUACCAGUGACAGAAUACAGGACACGGUGGCCUCUGUGUUUUAUACUACAGUGAUUCCCAUGCUUAACCCCCUUAUCUACGGCCUUAGGAACAAGGAUGUCAAAGAAUCCAUUAAAAAAAUUCUGAAGGGUGGGAAACUUCCCAGGUCUGGGUAG
Molecule: messenger RNA, 942 nt
Organism: Odocoileus virginianus texanus
Lineage: Eukaryota; Metazoa; Chordata; Mammalia; Artiodactyla; Cervidae
Product: olfactory receptor 8D1-like
Biological process (GO): G protein-coupled receptor signaling pathway; sensory perception of smell
Cellular component (GO): membrane
Molecular function (GO): odorant binding; olfactory receptor activity; G protein-coupled receptor activity
Source: RefSeq, a predicted model, not a curated record